Messenger RNA from Nerophis ophidion (straightnose pipefish), 1753 nucleotides. RefSeq names its product consortin, connexin sorting protein b (gene cnstb). Gene Ontology annotation, cellular component: plasma membrane; transport vesicle; trans-Golgi network. The transcript is spliced from 10 exons. Gene Ontology annotation, molecular function: connexin binding. The record is from RefSeq and is a predicted model, not a curated record. Gene Ontology annotation, biological process: positive regulation of Golgi to plasma membrane protein transport. The coding region runs from base 94 to 1476 and encodes 460 amino acids. Lineage: Eukaryota; Metazoa; Chordata; Actinopteri; Syngnathiformes; Syngnathidae.
UGGACAGGGUGAUAUCAGCAAUGAUAUCAGCAGUUUUCACAGGUACGAUGCUUCUAUUGAAUAAUACUGACACUGGACAGGAUUAUAUCAGCAAUGAUAGCAGCACUGUCUCAGGUACAAUGCUGCUAUUUAAGAGUCCUAAUACUGGACAGGGUGAUAUCGGUAAAUAUAGCAGUAGUUUCACGGGUACAAUAUAUCUAUUUAGUAAUCCUGAUACUGGACAGGAUGAUAUCGGCAGUGUCACAGGUACAAUACAUCUAUUUAGUCAGCCUGAUACUGGACAGGUUGAUAUCAGCGAUGAUAUCCGCAGUGUCACAGGUACAAUGCUUCUCUUUAGUCAUCCUGAUACUGGACAGGUUGAUAUCAGCAAUGAUAUCAGCAGUUUUCACAGGUAAGAUGCUUCUAUUUAGUAAUCCUGACACUGGACAGGAUCAUAUCAGCACUGUCUCAGGUACAGUGCUGCUAUUUAGUAAUCCUGAUGCUGGACAGGAUGAUAUUGGCAAUGAUAUCAGCAGUGUCACAGGAAGUGUGUCCGCCUGUGCAGCGUCCAGCCUCAGUCCCCAGCUGCUGGCCUCCCUGCAGGCCCUCGGAGACAACGCUGACCUCACACUGCUGCCACACUCGCUGCACCAGAUUGCUGAAGCCUGUUCACUCCAAGAGGAUUACCAGUUGGCCCUCCAGCUCCUCCAGUUGGAGAAGACCUACCAUCAACGUGUGCUCCACAACCUCAGAGCCCUGGAGGACAAGUGGGAGAGCCAGUGGAAAGAAAAGAACCCGGACUACAGUCUGCCCACUGAAACAGACGACAGCCAGGAACACAUGACGACUUUAAGACACCUGUGCAGGACACACCUGAAACCAUCCCUCAGUGGGGCAAAGAAACCACUGAAUAUUACACUGGCAGACCUGUGCAACAAGGCGUCCCAGCAGGGAGCAGGAGACGAGGAGGGAAGGAUGGAGUCCAAGUCCGCUGGUCCAAAGGGAGGAGACGUAAAGCAGGAAGACAAGGCCGUGGAGGAGGAGGAGGAGGAGGAUGAAGAGGAGGAGGUGAAGGUGGAAUGGCCAACAGGAGUCCCUCAGGCGUCAGACAAGGACCUGGCCAAGCUCUGCAUUGGAGACACGAGUCUGUCCCCCGAUGGUCUGGUUUCUAUCCUGAAGAGGAGGAGAGCGUCCCUGGAUGGUCUGCCCCCGCCUGGAGACACGGACACCAGCAUCAACCCCAAACGCAAAGUUCGCUUCUCCGAGCCUGAGGACGCAAGUGAACAAGACGAGAUGGCCGGAGACUCCUGCCUGACCCUGAUGCUGCUCUGUCUGGUUACCAUGGUGAUCUCCGUGGGCGGCACCGCCCUCUACUGCUUCCUGGUGGACGAGCACGCCAACAUCUGCUCGGACCUGGCGCUCAACGUGGACUUCCUGGUAGGCCACGUGCGCGUCUUCUUUGAACAACUGCCACACUGGCGGCCUCACGCCACAUAAAACAUCUUCAAGUGCUUCUUGGAGGACUUGGACACCAUGGACUACUUUUAUUGGCCAUCCCACUUUCAGACAUGAGUGGAGAGAACUUUUCCUUAUUUCUCGCAAGGUGCUUACUGCUUUCACUGAUUAUGUGAAUGUCCAAACAUUCACACAAUAUACAGUUCUACACUAAAGAAAGUAUCUAUUAUUAUUAUUAUUAUUAUUUAUUGUAAUUGUAUGAAUGUCCAAACAUUCACACAGUAUACAAUUCUACCCCAAAAAUUCUUCUUCUUCUUCC